Molecule: messenger RNA, 877 nt
Organism: Kickxella alabastrina
Lineage: Eukaryota; Fungi; Kickxellomycota; Kickxellomycetes; Kickxellales; Kickxellaceae
Product: putative negative regulator sulfur controller-3
Exons: 1
Coding region: 284-769 (161 amino acids)
Biological process (GO): SCF-dependent proteasomal ubiquitin-dependent protein catabolic process; mitotic cell cycle
Cellular component (GO): nucleus; cytoplasm
Molecular function (GO): cullin family protein binding
Source: RefSeq, a predicted model, not a curated record
CGCUCACCCGCGCGUAUAUAUAUAAAAUCUUCAUUGCUCGAAACCCCUUUUCUUCCCCUUUCUGCUUCUUUUCUUUUUUCAUUUCCAUUCCAUUCUCUCGUCACUUUAGAAUUUUCCCAUACACACAUUUUUUGCAUCAAACAAAAUCAAGGAAUAGCACAGGCCCUCGCUACUAACUUUUUACUUUAUUCAGAACCAUUUCAUUUAUUGCGUCCGCGUAAGAAACUAUAUAGCUUCAGCUCAAAAUAAACAACAAAUAACAUACCAAUAAGCAUUUUCAAGCAUGUCUGCUCUCAUCAAGAUUCAGUCAUCCGACGGUAAGGAGGUUCAGGUUGAGAAGGCCGUAGCCAUCCAGAGCAUUCUCAUUAAGAACUUGCUCGAGGACUUGGGUGAGAACGACGCCCCCAUCCCCCUGCCCAACGUUACCGGAAAGGUGCUCGACAAAGUCAUUGAGUACUGCACCCACCACGUUGACGACCCACCCGCCCUCAACGACGACUACGAAGAUGCUCCAAAGCGCUCCGACGACAUUGCCCCCUGGGACGAGAAGUUCAUUGCUGUCGACCAGGAACUCUUGUUCGAGAUUCUGCUUGCCUCCAACUACAUGGACAUCAAGCCCCUGUUGGACCUCGGCUGCAAGACCGUUGCCAACAUGAUCCGGAACAAGUCCGCCGUAGAGAUCCGCAAGAUGUUCAACAUUGUCGAGGACUUUACUGAGGAGGAGAAGGAGCAGAUCCGGAAGGAGAACGAGUGGGCUCAGGACCAGUAAAAUUUUCUUUUUGCAUUUUUGCCUUUUUAGUGUACUUUGGGUUGGUAAAAUAUAAUAAUACCUGCUGUUUUUUUCUAUGAAUUUUAUUUUAUUUAUUAUUGCAAAGUU